GGGGUAACGCAAUCUCUCCGAAUGAACUGCCUCCACUCAGCUGACAGAGACGCACUCGUCCGCUCUUAGAUCACUCCUUGACAUCGCGCAUGGAUUUUGCGCGCGCUUAAGUGUUGCAUUCGGACAUCUUUCGCACAAGUUGCAUGACUUCUCGCUCAUGAUACCACGGACAAGCUGGAAUUUACGCAAGCGAGAUGAUAUGCAUGAGUUAUCCCGAUGAGUUCAGCUAGAGUGUUUAAGAUUUCCGUUGAAGAAACCAGCAAGAAAUGAAUAUGAACCUCUUGAACGGCAUAGUUCUGCUCUUAGUUUGGCACGCGCACACGGUCAACGGUAGACAUCCCAACUGUCAUUUUCUGUAUGAGCUACAGAUGGCCGAGAAGGAAUGUUUGGGCAUGCUGGCGGAUGAUCUGUCUUUGAACUCCAAAGGUUGCGGUGGAAUGUGGGAUAAUUUUUCUUGCUGGCGCCGUGCAGAUAUCGGAGAGGUGGUCAACAAUACUUGCCCAACUGCCCUAAAAAAUCUGUUUACCAGAGAUGGGUUCAUUACAAGGAACUGCACUACACAAGGCUGGUCUGACAUGUAUCCUAGCAUCCGCAGUGUUUGCUUUGAGUCCAAUCCAAAAUCAACCAAGCUUGUCUUUUACACGGUGGUGAAGACCCUUUACACACUCGGACACAGCCUCUCUCUCAUCGCACUUAUCACCGGCAGCACCAUCCUCCUCCUAUUCAGAAAACUCCACUGCACAAGGAACUACAUCCAUCUGAAUCUGUUCUUCUCGUUUAUACUGAGGGCUAUCGCUGUGCUGGUCAAAGAUGCCAUUUUGUUUUCCCAUGAGAAUGUAGACUGCACAAAGCAGCCAUCGCUGAUUGGUUGCAAGGCCAGUCUGAUCAUCUUCAAUUACUUCAUCAUGGCAAACUUCUACUGGUUGUUGGUGGAAGGGCUAUACCUUCACACCCUGCUGAUGGUCAUCUUCUCUGAGAAUAGACACUUCAUCAUUUAUCUGCUCAUUGGAUGGGGAUUCCCCACCGUGUUUGUGAUUCCAUGGAUCAUUUGUAGGAUUUAUCUGGAGGACACAGGAUGCUGGGAGAGAAAUGACGCCCCGAUUCCAUGGCGGGUGAUAAACUGGCCAAUAAUGGCAUCAGUCAUUAUAAACUUCAUUCUGUUCAUCAGUAUCAUUCGAAUCCUGGUGCAGAAACUAAGGUGUCCGGAUGUUGGGGGAAACGAUCAGUCUCAGUACAGGAGGUUGGCCAAGUCGACACUUCUGUUGAUCCCUCUCUUUGGAGUCAACUUUGUUCUUUUCGUUUACAUCAUAGAUGAAAAUGAUGAAAUGGAAAACUACAAAAUAUUUUUUGACCUUGGCCUGGGAUCCUUUCAGGGCUUAGUGGUUGCAAUUCUGUACUGUUUUUUGAAUACUGAGGUCCAGAGUGAACUCAAGAGGAAGUGGCGGAGUUUGCGCCUGAAGCGAUACAUUGGCCGAGACUACCGUCUGCACAGCUCGUCCAUAUCCAGGAACGGCACAGACAACAUGGCCCAGUUCCACCGGAAUUCCAGAGCCCAGUCUUUCCUGCAGACUGAGACCACCGUGGUGUGACACUCCAAGACCUCACAUCUGAGGCAGGAUUUAUACACAUGCACUGAUGAAUCCUGCGAUUAGGUCAAUCCCCCCUCAGGUGGAAAAUCUGUUUGUUUUUUUUGCUUUGUUGAAGAGGACAAGGCUUUUUGCCAUUGGAACAUGACAGUGACAUGGAGCACACAUAAGACUUCUGCAAUAUCUAUGAUGGGCCAUGACACACUGACUGUCAGUGAAAGUCAUUUUGAAUGCUGUCUUUUGAUACCAAAUUUCACUAACGGCCACCAAAAUACACUGGAGCAAUACACCCAGAGUUAUAUUUGAUGGUUUUAAAAGGACUCCAUUUUCUUUUGUAAAUUAAAUGCAUGUCAUAGCUUUUAGUGAACACUUUUAUAGCAUUAGGCUCUGAUUAUAUAAUAGAGUUAUGUAAAUACUUCUUAAAGCCUACAGCAAUUUUCUUAGAUGGUCACUCAGACAUAGCGCAGUGCUUUCACUGCAGUAUCAACACAUGAAAACAUUUUCAAUGCUCUGAAUGUCCCAGUGUCAGUUGGAAACCAAGAACACACUUCAAUUUCUUGGAUGAAUUGUAGAAGAAGUAGGUUACCUCAAUGGCAAACUCAAAUGUGAGUUUUUUUUUUAAAGGGGACAGUAUUGCCGGAGGUGUCCAGAUUAUCUCUGUAUGAAAGAAAGACUUCUGUUUCAAGAGAUAAAUGUGUAUCAGAUACCUUUGUUCAUGAAGUGGACAAUGUGGAGACUAAUCUGUACCGAAAACCCAAUUGUGCACUUACAAUGAAUAUUUGUGAUAAAAUCUAAAUGUCUUACAAUGAUAUUGAACUGUUGUCUAGAGCAUUACUUAAUGCAAUUUAUUUAAUUUCUUUCAUUAUAAGACUCUUAGGAAUUUGUUUGUCAGUUUUGUCUUGUAUACCUUCAUGUUGCCUGAAGAAAAGCCACAUUGUGAUCAGUUAUAACCUGAAAUACUUAUUUCCAGGAUAUGUAUAUUAUAGCAUGUGAAUGUAACUCAUUUCUUUAUGUAUAGAUUUCAGAGAGAUUUCAGCAGUCUCAUGAAUGAAAUGAGAUUCAUUGAUAAAAAAUAUUUGAGAUAAAUAUUUUGUAUGCCCCAUUAAGAAUGUGUCUGAUGAUAAACCAAAC
Messenger RNA from Xyrauchen texanus (razorback sucker), 2717 nucleotides. RefSeq names its product vasoactive intestinal polypeptide receptor 2-like. Bases 267 to 1589 code for a protein of 440 amino acids. Gene Ontology annotation, cellular component: plasma membrane. The record is from RefSeq and is a predicted model, not a curated record. Gene Ontology annotation, biological process: adenylate cyclase-modulating G protein-coupled receptor signaling pathway; cell surface receptor signaling pathway. The transcript is spliced from 13 exons. Lineage: Eukaryota; Metazoa; Chordata; Actinopteri; Cypriniformes; Catostomidae. Gene Ontology annotation, molecular function: G protein-coupled peptide receptor activity; peptide hormone binding; vasoactive intestinal polypeptide receptor activity.